AACCUUUUACCCGCAAGAUUGGACAAUAAAAGUUUUAUAGAGGUUUACCAUAAUGGGGAAUGGCAGGGAAUUUGUCCGACGGAUUAUAGUGAACAAAUGGGAAUGUUUGUUUGUCAAAACCUAGGAUUUAACAGAAGUCAUGUGUUUGCUAAGGAAUUAUCACCUAAUAUAUCUGAUACAACGGCCCUUCCAUUUAUCUUAAAUUGUAUUGGAAAUGAAACAUUUUUAGCCGAGUGUCCAACGGAUAACGGAAAGAAAACAUGCCCUAUACGUGAGAGAUCAAGACUUGCAUGCUUGAAUGGUACCGUGGAAGAAACAAUUUCUGUAUCCUGCUCUGAUAAUAGUUUUGGAGUCACUGUCGAUUUAGAUAGAUUGAGAAUGUUAUUUCCUGAUUUGGUAAAUAACGAUAUUUUACUUGGUGGAACUUGUACUGGAAGACUUGAUGGUCACAAGCUAGUGUUUGAUCAGAAUUUCGACCUUUGCUCAACUAGAUCAAAAGAGGCUGAUAACCAAACAUUGAUGUUUACAAAUACUUUGGUGUCCCUUCAUGUUAAUCCAGAUGGUAUCAUCAGACACUUCCUUUGGGCUGUAGAUCUCCAGUGUCUCGUUUCCCGUAAUGAAUCUACAGAGAUCUCGUACAUCCCAGUAGAAUCAAACCACGUGCAUCACUUAGGUAGCUCUUCACAUUUCAUAGUCAAAAUCAACCUGUUCAGUGAUGCUCUUUUUCAUCAUCCACUGCAAGAUGUAUCUACUGAGGCAAUUGUUGGUAGUGAGAUCUUUGUCCAAGUACAAAGUCCAAAUAUAGUUGGUCUCAGAAUGAUUGUUGAAAACUGUUACGCCAAGCCUAAUCACGGUGCUGAUAAGCAAAACUCAUUUUCUCUUAUUGAAAACGGAUGUGAAGUAGAUACAGAGACACACAUAACAAGAUAUGCUGACACCGAAACACGUUUCUUUUUUACUGCUUUCGCUUUUCCUACUGGUGAUAGGAUUGUAGCCGUCCACUGUGACAUCCGAUAUUGUAGUACCGCCAUAUCAAGCAGAUCAACCUGUCGUCAUGGCUGUCAUUCAGGGCCGGGUAUCAUAGGACGAUAAUAAAUAUUCUUGACUUGGUAUGGCGUGCGUUGAACAUGUAACACUGUUUGAUAAUUGUCAAUAAAUAUAUAAAACAAA
Molecule: messenger RNA, 1170 nt
Organism: Patella vulgata (common limpet)
Lineage: Eukaryota; Metazoa; Mollusca; Gastropoda; Patellidae
Product: pancreatic secretory granule membrane major glycoprotein GP2
Exons: 5
Coding region: 97-1092 (331 amino acids)
Cellular component (GO): membrane
Source: RefSeq, a predicted model, not a curated record